AUGCCGUACCUGGAGCUAGCCGGAUUUGGGUCAGUAGCAUUGAUCUGGUCCUCCGACUUGCGGUUUGAUUUACUAUCUGCGCUAGUGGAGCGGUGGCGUCCGAAGACCCAUACUUUCCAUUUUCCGUGCGAGGAGUGCACGGUGACCUUAGAGGAUGUUGCAGUGCAGCUUGGGCUCCCAAUUGACGGGAGUCCCGUAACGGGAGUAUCUUCAUUCACCGAUCCGGCUGCAGUUUGCUAUCAACUCCUAGGAGAGUCACCAGAGGAUGGUGAUAAAUAUUUUUCCGGCAUAAAAUUUACAUGGCUAAAAGCCAAAAUAUGUGGAUUAUCAGCGACCGCCAGUGAAGGUGAGCUGAUGUGCGUUGCUCGAGCGUACAUCAUGCAUAUGAUAGGGGCAGUACUCAUGCCUGAUGCAAACGACGACAGUGUGCAUUUGUCAUACUUGCCCCUGCUAGCUGAUUUCCCCACUGCUAGAUCAUACAGCUGGGGUUCUGCCAUUCUAGCGACGCUGUACCGGGAGCUUUGUCGGGCGACAGAGCCGCAAGUUAAAGACAUCGGCGGAUGCCUCAUACUGCUACAGUCAUGGGCGCUUUAUCGGAUGCCGUUUUUGGCACGCGUUACUCACCAACCCUAUCUGUAUCCACUGCCACUCAGGUGA
This is a messenger RNA of Gossypium raimondii (Peruvian cotton), 657 nucleotides long. Its product is annotated as protein MAINTENANCE OF MERISTEMS-like. The record is from RefSeq and is a predicted model, not a curated record. Lineage: Eukaryota; Viridiplantae; Streptophyta; Magnoliopsida; Malvales; Malvaceae. Bases 1 to 657 code for a protein of 218 amino acids. The transcript has a single exon. Gene Ontology annotation, biological process: meristem development; meristem maintenance.